Molecule: messenger RNA, 1374 nt
Organism: Notothenia coriiceps (black rockcod)
Lineage: Eukaryota; Metazoa; Chordata; Actinopteri; Perciformes; Nototheniidae
Product: nuclear receptor-binding protein-like
Exons: 12
Coding region: 286-1374 (362 amino acids)
Biological process (GO): protein phosphorylation
Molecular function (GO): protein kinase activity; ATP binding
Source: RefSeq, a predicted model, not a curated record
GAACUUGAAACCCAACAACAUAUUUUAUGACGAACAAGCUAGCAUUUUUGUCUUAUGGCAUCUUUUUUUACUGCUUUUCCAUCAGUAUGUAAACCAAGGCUAUUUUAUCCAAGGUAGUUUUCGGUUCCACGCCCUCCCUCCUUGAGCUUUACCUCGUUUAAGCCAGGACAGAGAAGAACAUGGAUGUGUGACGAGCUCAAACAGAGAGGAGAAAGCAAGGACGAGGCUUCCUGUCAUUCGCUGGGAGCUUAGGGAAGGAAAGGCUGCCAGCAUUCAAGUUGUGUCAUGAUGUCGGAGGCCGAGGAGAUGGGAGCUCCAGGCACAGAGGGAAACAAGCCAAUUGUCACGACAGGACACAUGCCUAGUAGUAUUCAACAGGUAGAAGCAUCUGUUGCUUCGCCCGUGGCCCCCAUACAGCCCCACACCACCACUGCAACUGAGGAUGAUGAUGAGAGUGAAGAUGAGUCGGAAAUCCUGGAGGAGAGUCCGUGUGGCCGCUGGCAGAAACGCAGAGAAGAGGUGAACCAGCGUAAUGUCCCAGGGAUCGAUGCUGCGUACCUGGCCAUGGACACAGAGGAAGGGGUCGAGGUAGUGUGGAAUGAAGUCAUGAUCUCAGAGAGGAAGAACUUCAAGCUGCUGGAGGAGAAAUUGAAAGCAGUAUUUGAUAACCUGAUCAAUUUGGAACAUGCUAAUAUCGUCAAGUUUCACAAGUACUGGGCCGACAACAAGGAGAACCGAGCCAGGGUGAUUUUCAUUACUGAAUAUAUGUCAUCAGGAAGCUUGAAGCAGUUUCUAAAAAAGACAAAGAAGAAUCAUAAAGCCAUGAAUGAAAAGGCUUGGAAGAGAUGGUGCACACAGAUCCUGUCUGCGCUCAGUUACCUCCACUCAUGUGACCCUCCCAUCCUCCAUGGCAACCUGACCUGUGACACCAUCUUCAUCCAACACAACGGGCUCAUCAAGAUCGGAUCAGUUGCUCCAGACACCAUCAACAACCUCGUGAAGACGUGUCACGAGGAACAGAAGAACUUGCACUUCUAUGCCCCAGAAUAUGGAGCUGACGAUAUCACCACGGCGGUGGACAUCUACUCGUUUGGCAUGUGUGCCUUAGAGAUGGCGCUCUUGGAAAUCCAGGGGAACGGAGAGUCCUCUUUAGUUUCUCCGGAAGCCAUCAAGAAUGCCAUACAGUUUCUGGAGGACCCACUGCAGAGGGAGCUAAUCCAGAAGUGUCUCGAGUCUGAUCCAAGUAUGAGACCUACAGCCCGAGAGCUGCUGUUUAACCAAGCUCUGUUCGAAGUACCGCUGCUAAAGCUGCUGGCGGCUCAUUGCAUAGUCAGCCACCACCACAUGUUCCUGUACCAAACAUAUUCAGACUGA